AUGAGGCGAGGAACCAGGGGGGUCGGCCGCGCCAGGGCGGGUGGCGCUGCAGGCAGCCCACGCACGGCGGUAACACCAUCAGAGGGAGCAGCAGCGACUCCGAGCGCCAGAUCGACACCGACGCCGUCAGCCGCGGGUCGCAUAUCCAGCACGACCAGGUCAACACGCGGAGCCGGAUCGGCACCGGGACGUUUCCGGCCCAAGAAUGUGCGGCGAGACGAGGCCGAGCGCGACAUGAUUGCGCGGCAGGAGGAGAAGAAGGCCAGCGUCAGGGCUGCCGAGGAGCGACGUGCGCGUGGACGAUCACGGUUCCGUAGCAAGAGAAGCCGUGGUGAUGCUAUGGGCGCGAGGGGAGGCUCCAGGAUGAUCUCAGGUGGGCCUGGCGGUACAUUCGCAUCCGGCGCCGGAGGGGGCAGAGUAGGAGGCGGAUUCUUCGGCGGUGGCGGACGUGGGGGAGCAGGCGGCGGAGGCGGCGGUCUCGGCGGCUCGCGCGGCAGAGGCAGCGGCACACCGGGCUUUGGCGACGCGGGCGACGGACGAUAUCGCGAGACGCGAAUCGACGCAGACAAGCUGCACACCAAGGAACCAGAGGAGGAGAUUGGCAGCGACGACGAGGCCAUGAUGGCGGCGCUGGGGUCCCGAUCCAACGUGCUGCCCAUGGGUAUCUACCGGCGCGAGCACAAGGAGACGGGCGUCGUGGUGGCCACGACGGCCGAGCUCGAGGCGGCGGAGAAGGCAGGCGAGGAAGAGAGCCUGUGGGUCGACGGCGAUACGCCAGAUGACGACGACGACGACGCCGCCGCCAAGCCCAUCCCCGAGCAGCCGGUCGAGGAGGGCGUGUGGGAUACUGGCGAGACGACGAGCAAGAAGCGCCCGAUCACGGUCAAGGCUGAGCCCGGCACGGAGGAGCCGGCGACAGUCAUGGACGUCGAUGCGGGACCUGCACCGGCAGCAGUCCCAGGCGGGGAGGAAGGGGGCAAGGCCGAGGUCAAGCACAGCAAGAAGAAGGUCGAGGUCAAGGUCAAGAAAAGCCCGCCCCAGGAUACCGAGGACCGCAUCAUCGAGUCGGAUCUGAGCAUGCUGGCCAGCGAGCUGGGAACCAUGACGGUCACGACCGAGGACGGCGAGACGCGCACCGAGGGCCCCACGGACAAGGACGGCAGACUGUACCUCUUCCAGUUCCCGCCGCUGCUCCCGCCGCUGAAGCUGGGCGACCACCGGUUGCCACCUCAGGAUGCUGUCAAGGCCGAGGACGGCACGGGAAGCACCAGCACGGCCACGGUGGAUCUCACAUCCAACGACCAACAGCAACAAAUCAACGAGGACGACGAGGAUGAAGAGGGGGAUGAAGACAGCACGCGGGCCUUCUCACCCUCUCUCCACAAGGAAGGCGGGAUGGUGGGCAAGCUCGUGGUGCGUAAGUCGGGCAAGGUGCAGCUCGACUGGGGAGGCAGGCUCCUCGACAUGACGCCGGCCACGAGCAUGAACUUCCUCACCACGGCCGUCAUGGUCGAGGAGAAUGACGAGAAGCCGGCACCCGGUGUGCUGGGCGGGGAGAGUGUCGGCAUGGGAAAGAUCAUGGGCAGGUUUACGCUUGCGCCUGUCUGGGGAGAGGAGGAGGAUUGGGAGGUUGACGAGGAGGAGCUGCGGAUUCCGGAUGAGGAAGAGAUGACAUGA
This is a messenger RNA of Geosmithia morbida, 1677 nucleotides long. RefSeq lists its product as uncharacterized. Gene Ontology annotation, cellular component: RNA polymerase III complex. Gene Ontology annotation, biological process: transcription by RNA polymerase III. The record is from RefSeq and is a predicted model, not a curated record. Gene Ontology annotation, molecular function: DNA binding. The transcript is spliced from 2 exons. NCBI's taxonomy places the organism in Eukaryota, Fungi, Ascomycota, Sordariomycetes, Hypocreales, Bionectriaceae. The coding region runs from base 1 to 1677 and encodes 558 amino acids.